This is a messenger RNA of Closterium sp. Yama58-4, 3174 nucleotides long. NCBI's taxonomy places the organism in Eukaryota, Viridiplantae, Streptophyta, Zygnematophyceae, Desmidiales, Closteriaceae. The record is from the annotation of a GenBank genome assembly.
AUGGCAGAGAUUCGAGAAUUUGGUACGCAGAUGCAAGCCUUGGACAGCCGCUACUUCCAGGACUACGAUGAUCUAACACACGAGUACCACGAGCUCAAGGCCGGGGUGGUCCGGGAACGCGACGAGCUAACCCAAUUGCGUACUGCUCUUUCGGCUUCUGUCGCCGAAGCACGAGCGGCAGCAGCUGAUGCGGGUCGCGCAGCUGCAGCAGCGGCUGUGGAAGCAUUGGAGGAAAGGUUACAGGGGUUUUUCGAGAACUUACGGGAGAAGCUGAAGAGUGUGGUGGAGCAGGUGAUAGAGAAAUCGUCGCUAGAGGCCUCGUUCACAUCCACCUCCAUGGAACACCUGCAAGCGGCUAUUGACAAUAGUGUACUCGCAGUGUGGGAGGAUCUCAGGGCUGCGGACGACCAAAAUAAUCUGACUUUCAACAAGAUUCAGAAGGCUCUGGCAGGACUGUCAACAAAGCUCAAAGGGCUGACUGGACCCAGCAAGGUCCGAAAGCCACCCACCGCCAGGGGAGAGGCCACACCAAAGGCUUCGCGAAAGCAGCCCGAAGCAGAUUCCCCAGACAUCCCAAUCUCCUCAGCACAACGAGUCAUUGAAAGGUUUGCCGCAACGUCCGAGGAUGAGGAGGGUGACGCUGGUGAGGCGGCUGCAGAGGCAAGGAAGGCAGAACGCGAAAAGGAGCAGAAGCGGCAGGAGGAGGAGCGGAAGAGGGAGGAGGCAAGGAAGGUAGAACGCGAAAAGGAGCUGAAGAGGCGAAAGGAUGAGGAGGAGCGGAAGAGGGAGGAGGCAAGGAAAGCGGAACGCGGAAAGGAGUUGAAGCGGCAGAAGGAUGAGGAGGCGCGGAAGAGGGAGGAGGCGAGGAAGGCGGAACGCGAAAAGGAGGAGAAGCGGCAGAAGGAGGAGGAGGAGCGGAAGAGGGAGGAGGCGAGGAAGGCGGAACGCGAAAAGGAGUUGAAGCGGCAGAAGGAUGAGGAGGCGCGGAAGAGGGAGGAGGCGCGGAAGGCAGAACUCGAAAAGGAGCAGAAGCGGCAGGUGGAGGAGGAGCGAAAGAGGGAGGAGGCGAGGAAGGCAGAACGCGAAAAGGAGGAGAAGCGGCAGAAGGAGGAGGAGCGGAAGAGGGAGGAGGCGAGGAAGGCGGAACGCGAAAAGGAGGAGAAGCGGCAGAAGGAGGAGGAGGAGCGGAAGAGGGAGGAGGCGAGGAAGGCGGAACGCGAAAAGGAGGAGAAGCGGCAGAAGGAGGAGGAGGAGCGGAAGAGGGAGGAGGCGAGGAAGGCGGAACGCGAAAAGGAGUUGAAGCGGCAGAAGGAUGAGGAGGCGCGGAAGAGGGAGGAGGCGCGGAAGGCAGAACUCGAAAAGGAGCAGAAGCGGCAGGAGGAGGAGGAGCGGAAGAGGGAGGAGGCGAGGAAGGCGGAACGCGAAAAGGAGGAGAAGCGGCAGAAGGAGGAGGAGGAGCGGAAGAGGGAGGAGGCGAGGAAGGCGGAACGCGAAAAGGAGGAGAAGCGGCAGAAGGAGGAGGAGGAGGAGGAGGAGCGGAAGAGGGAGGAGGCGAGGAAGGCGGAACGCGAAAAGGAGGAGAAGCGGCAGAAGGAGGAGCGAACGAGGGAGGAGGCGAGGAAGGCGAACGCGAAAAGGAGGAGAAGCGGCAGAAGGAGGAGGAGGAGCGGAAGAGGGAGGAGGCGAGGAAGGCGGAACGCGAAAAGGAGGAGAAGCGGCAGAAGGAGGAGGAGGAGCGGAAGAGGGAGGAGACGAGAAAGGCGGAACGCAAAAAGGAGGAGAAGCGGCAGAAGGAGGAGGAGGAGCGGAAGAGGGAGGAGGCGAGGAAGGCGGAACGCGAAAAGGAGGAGAAGCGGCAGAAGGAGGAGGAGGAGCGGAAGAGGGAGGAGGCGAGGAAGGCGGAACGCGAAAAGGAGGAGAAGCGGCAGAAGGAGGAGGAGGAGCGGAAGAGGGAGGAGGCGAGGAAGGCGGAACGCGAAAAGGAGGAGAAGCGGCAGAAGGAGGAGGAGGAGCGGAAGAGGGAGGAGGCGAGGAAGGCGGAACGCGAAAAGGAGGAGAAGCGGCAGAAGGAGGAGGAGGCGAAGGCGAUGGAAAGGAGGCGGGCAUAGAGGGAGGCGGAAGGAAGCCGCAAAGGAGGAAGAGGAGAGGCAACAAAUGGAGUUAGAGGCGGAAACAGAGAAAAUGGAAAACGAGAGGCGACGGAUUGCGGGGGAGGAUGAGGAAGGGGCAGCGGGGCAACGGCAGGGAGGAGAGGCGGAAGAAGGGUGGGCCGGGAUUCUUCAAGUGAUUUCAUUGGUUCCCGAUGAACCGCUGCAAGUAGUUGACCUCGUGGGGGAGGUGGAGGGUUCGGAACAUGUGACAGGCUCUGGAGGUCUAGAGACUCAACCGCCUUUGAAGAGGCUUCGCAUUGACCAGACCGGAACGAACUUCGACGCGGAUGAGGGGUCUUUGGGGGCUGCUGCGUCAGAGGAAUGUGUCGGUGAAAAUGUGUCGGGAAAUCAGAACGUUCAACCAACGUUGGGGGAGGCGACGGGAGAGGUGGCACCGCGAAGAGCGGAUGUGCUACCAGACGAGCUAGGGAAGCGGUGGGGGGAAACAAAGCAUUUCAGAUCGAGUGGUCUUACCACACGCGAGAAGAAGAACAAAAAGGGGGAAGUGGUGUACGUGCGCUACAACUCAGAGCAAACCGUCGGAGGUGUGAAGAGGAACAUGGGGAGCUACAAGGAGCGGAAACUACGCGAUUUCACAGUGGCCGUCUGUUGGAUGGCCUACUUCCCCGACACCGACAUGGCCCAUUACGGCUUGGAUCCUGCCGAGCUUGGCUUGUGGGCGGUCCACCUCGAUUUCGCUCGUGAACUCCCGACGGGUGUCUGGAGUGUCAUGAACGAAUUGAACCUCGACAAGUUCGAGAACUUCGAAAACGUCAUGAACAAGACAAAUGCACGGGUGAAGGACGGCGCACGUUUCCAGGUGGCCGUUUGCACAGGGAUUGGACAGGCCCUGGUACACGGAGGGAGUGGGCUGGUGUCGCCCCCCGCGAAUGUCACUCCCGCGGUCUAUGCAGUGGGAUUAGCUGCAACCCACUACACCUUGUGGUGUGCCUCGAUCGGCAUUCCCCACCAGGACUGGGCGGAGGGUGCGGAUGAGGCGGCUCAACGAGGCAAGCCUUGCUAG